Messenger RNA from Tetrahymena thermophila SB210, 2766 nucleotides. RefSeq names its product cyclic nucleotide-binding domain protein. The record is from RefSeq and is a predicted model, not a curated record. The transcript is spliced from 5 exons. Lineage: Eukaryota; Ciliophora; Oligohymenophorea; Hymenostomatida; Tetrahymenidae.
AUGAAUUAAAUUUAAAAUAACACAAACUAUUUAUUAAACUUAAAAGAUUCUAUUAGAAUACUUUAGACUGAACCGCAAUUCAGAGAUGAGGAAUUUCUAAAAAUAGUUGAAUCAGUACUAAAUAAAUAACCUUUUACCUCAUAUUUCAAAGGAUUAAAUAAACAACAAAUAAACAAUAUUGCCAAAAGAAUUAAAAUUUUAGUGAUCCCUCCCAACGCUCUUUUUAUUUCUAAAGGGACUUUGCUUGAUCGCUUCUUUAUAGUACUAGAAGGAUAUGUUAGUGUUAAUUAUGGAGUAAUGGAUAACCAUUAAUUAAAAUAUCUAUUUAUAGGCGAUAGUAUUGGAUCCUAGUCUUUGAUAUAUCAGCAAUCAGCUAAUUAUUAAGCACACGCUGGUUCAGCAGGAUGUGUUUUAGCCUUUUUAGAAAAAUAAGACUUCAAUCAGGAUGUGAAGUUAGGUGAAAUGAUUAGAAUAUAAAAAUAUAUAUCUGCGAUGAAGAAGAUUGAUUUGCUAAAACCAUUUAAUGAGGAGCAGAUAUAAUAAAUAUUUUUUGCAUCAAAUCUUAUCGAGGUGAAUAAGAAUGAGUAUGUGUAUAGUUUUAAUUAGCCAUCGAAGGGAUUCUAUUUUGUUAUUCAAGGAUCAGUCAAAGUAUUUAUUAAAAACACUCCUAUUAACGAUUUAACAAUUGGAAGUAAUAGUCCUAUAACUUAACCUAAAGAUUCUUUUACAACAAUAAAAGAAUUAGGUGAAGGGGAUUAUUUUGGUUACUAUGAGUUAAUUGAAAAAUACUCUAAAAGGAUAUAAAAUGUACUUUGCUCCUCGAAUAAGACAAAGCUUAUUUAUUUAUCUAAUGGUAUUUUUUGGAAAUAUUUUAGCCUACCUUAAAGCAAACGAUAAUUGGAUUAUCUUUCCAAUUUAGCUAAAAAAGAAAAAAGCCUUUAAAAAAAUACAAAUCGCUAAUAUUUUUCGCAAGAAAAACCCACAAAAUAAAAUGAGGUUUAAGGAGUUGAUUGCAUAAAAUCAUUUAAACUCAAUAUUUAGCAAUUAAAUACUCCAAGUUUUUCAGAAAGUAGUGAAAGCUCUCUCAGAUUGACUAAUCGAAAAUUCUUAGGUAUUUAAGAAAAUCUCUCCUCAAUGAGUGAUAGAUUUAGAAAUAACUAAUCUCCUGUUUCUAUUUUUAGGAAAAUUGUUAAAAAUGAGAAACUUUAAGAAAGAUUAUUUGAUAGCCCUGAUCAAUAAUUGAUGACUUUUGGAGAGAAUACUGAAGGAUUAAAGAAUUUAACUAAAGAAAUUUGUAAUUAAAAAAUAAACUAAUCAAAUGUAAAAGAUGUUUCAACAAUAACUCCGUUUUCUUACUAAGAUGAUUAUUUUUAAGAGCUAUUAAAAAAAGAAAAUACUUCUUAAAAUAAUUUAAAUAUUUUAGAAUAGGAGACUGAAACGGCUGACAUUCUUCCGUCCACUCCUUAAGCUAUGAAGAUUAGAUAAGAAGUGCUAAAAAAAUAAACAGAAUAAUUAUGUGAAGAUGAAACCAACUUGAUAUCAGAAUUCUAAAUAAACUAUUUAAAAGAAUCUUAAACUAAAUUUAGCUAAAAUUCUAUAUCUGAAAACAGUAACCAAAGUACUAUAAAUUUUAGUAGUUCAAGAUUGAUACAACAAAUUGAUUAAACUUAAUUAAAUACAUAAUUAUAAAAGAAUUAAUAGAACGAUUAGCAAAAAAGAUCAGCAAGCUUAAACUCUUUCUAACAAAAUAUUAACAACCUUUCAUCUUAACAAGAAAAUAGAUUUAAAGAAUUAUAACCAAGAAUAUUAAAUUAUAAUUAUAAAGUAGUUUCGUCUAACUCCCCUUUGAAAAUUGUUGCCUUAACUAAAAAUAACAGUUCUAAAAAUGAUGAAAUUGAAAAUAGUACAGUGGCUCUCUCUCCUUCAUUGAGAUUAAAUGUAAGUAGAAUGUCAUCUAUAAGGAAAGAUAUUUCAUAAACCUAAACUUUUCUUACUGAGAAGCGUAGCACAGUAAUAAAAUACACUUAAAUGUGCAACAAUCCAAGACAUAAAAAGUCUAUGUCAAGUUUUUUUAAAUAAAAAGGUGAUUUGAGCUAAAGUUAGCAAUUAUAAAAAGAAUUUAAAUAAGAGCAAAGUUCUCUUUUAAAAAGUCCUUAAAAGUAUAAAAUCCAAAAUAUAAGCAAAUUUACAGAGUUAUUCAGCAAAAGUACUAAGGUAUAGAAACAAAAUUCUUAAAUUAUUGAUCAUAAAGAAUCUUAUAAGGAAGCUUAAAACUAGAAUUUACUUAAGAGUUAGUAGUUGAGUAGUAUAUUAAAUAUAAGUAAUAUUUUACAACCAAAUUCAGUAGCUCAUAACCGUUUUGAAUUGAAUUUGUAAACUGGUUUGAAAACCAGUACUAACUUUUUAAAAAGCCCAUUAAAAAAUGAGACCUUCUAUUUAAAAAAAUGUAACGAAAUAUCAACAUAUAGAAGCAUUUAAGAAAAUUAAAAUACUAAAAGAGAUUCUUAAGAAAGAGUAAAAGAAUAAGAUAAAAGAAUAGUAGGACAAAAUAUAUUUAAAUAAAAAAUUAUUUCAAAAGCUUAAGAUUCUACUUAAAGUAAUGGGCUUGACUCUAAAAUACAAAGAUCAAAUAGUCAUUAACUAAAGAAACAAAUUAAUUAAAAAAUAGAAAUUCUAUCUUCAAAUAUGAAUUAAAUUAAAUUAAAGCAUCCAUAAUUUAAUAAUUUUACAGAUUAUAUUUAAUAAAGUGCUUUGAUAGAAAGCUGA